GGGGCAUGGAGGGGGCAGAGGACAGACCCUUUGGGGCCCAGGGCCAGGACCUGGUCCCAGAGGAGGGAGAGUUCAGGCUGCCUCACUGGUGGGCUGGCUCCUGGAGGGGCCUGGACACCUCGAUUUGACCAGGGGCUGCAGGAGGCAAGACUGGCAGAGCCCCAGGCCCAAGGAGUGCAGCCUGGGGUCCUUCCCGGGUCAGUGCUAGCUGGGGAGCAGCCCUGGGUUCAGGCCCAGGCUCAGUCCCAGGGUAGGGUGGGUGGCCUCUAUCCCUCUCUGAUCCCUGGGGCUCACAGGACAUGCCUUGGUCACAGGAAACUGUGGGCUGGAGGAAGACACUCCAUGCUCCCUGCCCCCAGAGAGGAACCUGCUCUGAAUCAGCCUGGUGGAGACGGCACACUGCUUCCACUUCCCUCUUCUGCCCCUGGCCUCCAGCUGUCCCCUCCCCCGAGUCCCCUGCUCAGGCCCCAAAGGGUACUCAGGUCAUCAGGCUCUUGGGGUACCCCGGUUCUAGCAGAGCCUUCCCCUUCCCCUCCCUGAAGCUGCUUCUGCACCAGAGAGAACGUGCCCUUUCAAGGAGCCUGAGCAGGGGGAGGCCGGGCAGGAGGCGGCCAGGCCCGGGCCUAAGGCCACUGCAGCAGAUCCUUCCAGAACGCCACCUCCUGCUCCUGCUGAGCCCAGCCAAGCCUGGGGGCCGGUGGCGCUGCGCACAGGAGCGGUCUGCGUGAACGUCCACAGGGGAGACCAGGCCGCUCGGCCCGGGGCGGCGGGGGGCGCCUGGGAGGACACCCGCCCUGGCAGCGCCCUUUUUGGCACACAUCUCUCCCGGAACUCCCGUCGGGAAACCAGUCGCCCGGGAGACGCGGCCCCGGGAGCCUGCGCGCGGGGGCGGGGCGCGGGUGACGUCAUCGACGGGCGCCGCUCGCGGGGUUGGAACCGGAAGUGAUGUCGCCGGGGCGACGGGGCGCGGAGCCACGUGUGGAGUUUCCGUGAGCGGGACCCCCAGGAGCUCCGGCGGGUCCCUGGUGCCCCCCAGACCGCGGCACCAUGAGCUUCGUGGCCUACGAGGAGCUGAUCAAAGAGGGCGACACGGCCAUCCUCUCACUGGGCCAUGGUGCGAUGGUGGCCGUGCGCGUGCAGCGUGGGGCGCAGACCCAGACGCGGCACGGCGUCGUGCGGCACUCUGUCGACCUCAUCGGCCGCCCCUUCGGCUCCAAGGUGACCUGCGGCCGGGGCGGCUGGGUGUACGUGCUGCACCCCACCCCGGAGCUCUGGACUCUGAACCUGCCACACCGCACCCAGAUCCUGUACUCCACCGACAUCGCCCUGCUCACCAUGAUGCUGGAGCUGCGGCCUGGCUCUGUGGUUUGUGAAUCUGGUGAGGAGGGGACAUGGUCCAGUUUCUGUUUAACAGGAUCUUUCUGGGGGUUGACCGCAGGCCGGAUGGACAGGUACCGAAAACCUUUAGGAGGCUGGUGCUGUCACCCAAACCUGAGGGGGUGGGGAGGGGCCUGGGGGCGGAGCCCUGCCAGGGUCCUGCCUGCUUUGGUGGGUGGGGCCAGGUGGGCGCUGACCGAGGUGCUGACUGCCCACCACUGGCCCUCGGCUGAUGGCAAUGAACAGGUGCAGCCCGGUGCUGUGAGAGCUGCCCCUCGCUGGAGCUCACUGUGGACCGGGAGCCUGCCCCCACCACGACCACUGCUGGGGCCUCACCUACAGUCCAAGUGUACACUGCCUGUUGCUGAGCCCCGGGCCUGGGUACAGGUGGAAGUGCCUGAAGGCCAGCCAUUGCCCGCCCCUGUGCUCAUACAGAGGUGCUGGGGCCGUCUGGGGUCCCAGAGGCUGGUGGUUUGGCCAGGACAGGCCCCAGCUGGGGCUAAAUUCCCAGCGUGGCCCUCACGGGCUGGGCAGCUGGGAUCCAGGGCCACAUAGAGUUGCUGGCUGCUGCUGACUUUCUAGAAGGCCUCUGACCGUCUGUCCCUCCACGUGGAUGCAGGAUGGUUCCUUUGGCCCAGCCAAGCUCUUUGAAAUGUGAAGAGUCGGAUGCAGAACACGGGCUGUGGGUUUGAGAGUGGGUGGGGACGGGGCGGAGGCAGGACUCAGAGCCAGCUCCGUCACCUGUGUGAAAGAGCCAGGGGUCAGUCAGGAGCCGGGAGUGCGCCAUGAACAAGGCACAGCAGGUGCCCACCCUCCCAGAGGGAAGGAACCAGCUGGGGUGUUUGGGUGCUGCUGGUGGCUGCAAAGCUGGUGAUGCAGGGCCAUGUCUCUGUGUAAGCCUGGAGAGGGGACCCUCCAACUCAGACAGAGGAGACCUGAGAGAAGGAGUUGCCUCCAUGAGCUGAAGGGACACAGUGCAGAGGCCCUGGGGUGGGAGUGGGCCCGUGGGGUCAGGGACGUGGCAGGAGUGGCGGGAAUGAGGGCAGAG
This is a messenger RNA of Choloepus didactylus (southern two-toed sloth), 2425 nucleotides long. It is a transcript of the gene TRMT61A, whose product is annotated as tRNA methyltransferase 61A. The record is from RefSeq and is a predicted model, not a curated record. The coding region runs from base 1048 to 1932 and encodes 294 amino acids. Gene Ontology annotation, cellular component: nucleus; tRNA (m1A) methyltransferase complex. The transcript has 4 exons. Lineage: Eukaryota; Metazoa; Chordata; Mammalia; Pilosa; Megalonychidae. Gene Ontology annotation, biological process: tRNA methylation.